AUGAGAUAUGACUGUGACAGCAUCACAUGGAUCUUCAAUAAUAACAGCAGAACAUCAACACUGUUUGAAAAUGAACAGAUUCAUAAAGAUGCAGCAGCAAAAUCAGACAGACUGAGAGUUACAUCAGACUAUUCUCUGGUUAUAGAGAAAGUCUCAGUGGAGGAUGUUGGUCAGUACACCUGCAGACAGUGUAUAAACGGACAACAAAGAUCAAACUCUGUUAAUAUUCUGUCUGUUAUUCAAAUGGUUCAACAGAAACAGAAAGAUAAAAUCAUCCUAACCUGCUCUGUGAUGGAUUAUAAUGACUGCAGACACACAGUGAAGUGGCUGAAUGAAGGUAGAGAGGAAAUGUUGUCAGACAUGAAGGAAUCGUAUCAGUCCUGCUCUGAUACUGUAACGAUUCCAACAUCUGACAGAAACUGGAAGGAAAACUCUGAAAUAUUAAAGUGUAAAGUUACAAAUAGUUACAGUAACGAAGUGCAGCUGUUUGACUUCAGGAUUCAGUUCUCUGGUGGAAAAACAGGAUGGGUUUGGUUGUUCGUUAUCCGUCCUCUGUGUUUGGCAGUGAUGAUAGGAACUGUUCUGGUGAUCAACAGAUGGACGAAAACUAAAGGAAAUAAAACAAUAGAAGAAGAAAGUAAAACUGAGGAUGAGGAAGAUCUCACACCAAAGAGAACAAAAAGACCCAGAAACAAACCAGAGUGAUCUGAAAAGAACAAAGUUCAGACGUUUGGACAGAGAGUGAAGUCAUGAUGAGGAGGAAACGCCUCCAACCACACAGAUCCUCAUAUUUCACCUCUUGCCUCUUUAACCUCUCAGUCAUUUCUGAUUGUCUGCAAGAGAGACAGAGAGGAGCAAUGAUCACUGCUGGAGAGAAACAAACUUCUUUAUUUGUAACGCUGAUGCUUUACUUAACAGCAGCAGCAGCUGGUCAAAUUCAAUACUCAGCCGUCA
This is a messenger RNA of Gambusia affinis (western mosquitofish), 954 nucleotides long. RefSeq lists its product as uncharacterized. The record is from RefSeq and is a predicted model, not a curated record. Lineage: Eukaryota; Metazoa; Chordata; Actinopteri; Cyprinodontiformes; Poeciliidae. The coding region runs from base 1 to 705 and encodes 234 amino acids. The transcript has 7 exons. Gene Ontology annotation, molecular function: MHC class II protein binding; protein tyrosine kinase binding. Gene Ontology annotation, biological process: positive regulation of ERK1 and ERK2 cascade; T cell activation; interleukin-15-mediated signaling pathway. Gene Ontology annotation, cellular component: external side of plasma membrane; membrane raft.